UCGGAAACCCGGUGUUUGCCGAUUGCACUCGACUCGCCGUUGGUGAAUGGAUUGUGCAUUUCUUGCUGUCUAAAGCAACGUCCAGGGGCAUGAGCACUCCCCUUGUCUGAAUGGAACAAGAUUCAUCUCACCACCAGAGCCAGCAAUCAUCACUUGUUGACAUCAAUCAGCCGGAUACAAUACUCCCCACUACACGCUCCAGUGCUCGCGUUCGAGCCGCAAAACAGAGAGAACAGCAAUCAGAGCCCUCUUUCUCCGCUCAGACACCCCGCUCACCAAUCACUCUCCGAAGUCGAACCGCCCCAUCCGCUAUCAUCCGAGGAAAAAAUCGAUUUGCAUUGUCAGCAGUAAUCGCCGCUCAACUGCAUCCACAUCCACAACUGUCGCUAGUGAGGAGACCGUCAUCGACAAGAAAGGGAAGAAACGCGCCGCCCCGGAGCCUUCACCGUCACCAUCGUCCUCCAGUGCCGAAAUCGACGAAGAACUAUCGACGAACCCCUCUCCUCCGAAGAAAGUCCGUAGGACUCGCAACUCUAACAAGGUUACAUCAGAACCAAGUGCCAAUUCUACAAAGUCACCGCAGACAAAGAAGUCCAUGAGUAAAAGGAGUAAAACAACCACCGCGGGUGCCAAAGGCAAAGCCACGAGGUCAAGGAUGAGUGGCGGGUCAUCUACUCUUCUUGAUGGUGAUGUCGAGAUGUUUGAUGCGGACAUGCCAUUCGAAAAUGACUACAUUGAUGAAUCCAUGGACACUCAAGAGAAACCUCUAGAACGUGGCGAAGCAGACGAUUCGGACGGUCAUCACGGUCAGUCAAGGGAUGAUGGAGAUACCUCUAAAAGCAAGGCUGAGGCUGCAAGUGCUACUACUGCCUCAUUGGAUGCUCCUGGUGCCCCAGCGACAUCAU
Molecule: messenger RNA, 905 nt
Organism: Cantharellus anzutake
Lineage: Eukaryota; Fungi; Basidiomycota; Agaricomycetes; Cantharellales; Hydnaceae
Exons: 2
Coding region: 111-599 (162 amino acids)
Source: RefSeq, a predicted model, not a curated record